AGACUGCUGAGGUAGUGAACUGGACACUAGAGGAGUAUGUGAGGUUGUGGAGUGCAUCUCUCUGUCCUUUUCUCCCUCCCUCUCUCUCUCUCUCUCUCUCUCUCUCUCUCCUUUUCUCCCUCUCUCUCCUUUCCUCCCUCCCUCUCUCUCUCCUUUUCUCCCUCCCUCUCUCUCUCCUUUUCUCCCUCCCUCUCUCCUUUUCUCCCUCCCUCUCGCUCUCUCUCCUUUUCUCCCUCCCUCUCUCUCCUUUUCUUCCUCCCUCUCUCUCUCUCUCCUUUUCUCCCUCCCUCUCUCUCCUUUUCUCCCUCCCCCUCUCUCUCUUUUUCUCCCUCCCUCCCUCUCUCUCUCCUUUUCUCCCUCCCUCCCUCGCUCCUUUUCUCCCUCCCUCUCUCCUUUUCUCCCUCCCUCUCUCUCUCUCUCCUUUUCUCCCUCUCAUUUUCUCCCUCCCUCUCUCUCUCUCCUUUUCUCCCUCCCUCUCUCUCUUUUUCUCCCUCUCUCUCUCCUUUUCUCCCUCCCUCCCUCUCUCUCUCGGACGGGGCAGGGGGAUGCAGGCUGGGCUGUCCAGUAAAGAUAUCCCAGGGCUCAUAAGGAAGGGAAAGGAAGAGAAGAGAGGCUGCUGAUGUGUGCAGCUACUCCCAACGCAGUCCCCUCUCUUCGUCUCUUUCUCUUACUUUCUUUCCUACUCUCUCUUUCCACUCAAAACAUGGAGUCCAGCAUGGAGUCCAACAGUCCUAAGAAGAUCCAGUUUUCUGUGCCUGUGUUUCAGAGUCAGCUGGACCCUCAGGCAUCGGAGCAUAUCCGUAAGAGGAGACCUACACCAGCUACCCAUGUCAUCUAUCUUCCACCAGACCUAACUGCAGCAGAUGACAAACAUCAAGGAGAGGUCCAGAGUGCAGAGUCGUCUCCUGCUCAGAGGAAACACAGCGUCUACUCUCCACCCACCAUGAAAGGCAGAGAGCCCACAGACUGCUGUAGAGGCCUUGGUGAGGACAGAGACAGCCUGCCUCCUACCAGACUGCCCCAGUCCCACACAGACACACUGACCCUAGCAGAUGAGCUAUCAGGGGAUCUGCCACGGCUGGCAGACACACCAAGGCGCAAAGACACCCCCUACCAACACCAGCCUCCCUUUACUCCAGGGGUCAAGCUGUUCAAGAGCCAAUCAAAAGUAUCCUUCCCUGAGGAGGAGGAAGAGAAAGAGGAGGAGGGGGAGGAGAAAGAGGAGGAGGAAGACAAGCAGAAGAACUGGGAUCCAAAGUGAAGAGGAACACAAACUGUAGAUCCAUGUUUCUGAUGGUUAAAAGUUCAAACACAUGACUGGGUUAAGAACUCUUGGUUAGAAAUGUAUCUACACUUGAUCAGGUUAUCAUUUCUAACCUGAUAAUCCAUUUUAUUCAGCCUUGUAUUGUUGAGGUCAAGAAAGGACAAUUUAAUUAAUUUCUCUGUAUCUCAAACUCUUCUUUUAAGUCUUGGUUAUGUAUGGUUGAUUAUCGUUAUAUAUUGUAAUAAGAGAGUAUGUGGGGAAUAUCAACAGCAAUACUGACUGAUAUGCAGUUAACGUUCACUGGAAAUAUACAGAUUUUAGUUUUCAUUUUGUUAUAAAAGAAAAUAAUAUCUACUUCUAUUUUUGGCAUCUCACAUUGUCAUCUCAUAAUGUAAAAACACUUGCUGAUAUUUCACAUAUAUUUUUGUAGUAUUUUAUACUGAAACUGGGCUUUUGUGCAUACAGUAUAGCAGACUUGUGUACUACAGUACACUGAGGUACGAACAAAGACGUCCUGCAAACAAGGGUAUUUUCUGGAGUGUCUUAUGUCCUAAUAAAGUUACUCAUUUUAUGAACACUUGGCGAAACCUGUAUGUUUUUUCAUCAUUCAUUAUUGUACAAAAAUGACAAACAAAUGUCCUUUCUAAAGCCUCAUAUAACAUAUUGCCAAACCCUCUCUUCUGAAUGGCAGGCAUCGUUAUUUUAGUAGGCUAAUUGUUAUCUCAGCAAAUGAAUUAUGGGAAGAUUUCAUAACACAAAAUAAAAAUAUGUACCCAUA
Messenger RNA from Salvelinus fontinalis (brook trout), 2042 nucleotides. RefSeq names its product protein phosphatase 1 regulatory subunit 1A-like. Gene Ontology annotation, molecular function: protein phosphatase inhibitor activity. The record is from RefSeq and is a predicted model, not a curated record. The transcript has 6 exons. Bases 620 to 1261 code for a protein of 213 amino acids. Gene Ontology annotation, biological process: intracellular signal transduction. NCBI's taxonomy places the organism in Eukaryota, Metazoa, Chordata, Actinopteri, Salmoniformes, Salmonidae. Gene Ontology annotation, cellular component: cytoplasm.